ACUUUUUAUUUAAAAAUUACUCUAGAAAAGUUAUACCAAACUUUUAAAAUUAGCCCUAGUUUUGGAGAGAAAGAACCACGCAAGGACAAGACAUGGAGACAAACUUCCAAACCAUUAACCAACAUGGUAGCUUAAUGUAUGUAACAAAAAUGUAACAAAAACAUUGAGACAUAGAUUGCUUAACUUUGAUAUGUUCUUAUUCUUUUCCUUUAAUAUGUUCUUAAGCAAUUGAUUUUAUUAUCAUCCUAUACUAUUCUCCAUGGUUAAUAUUACUAUAAAGUUUUCUUCUUUCAAUCACAUCAAUCUACGCUUAUAUUAUUGAUGUGCAUCUUCCAUUCCGAGAUUCGAUCGGUAGGAGAAGCUCAAUUUGCAGAGAUGAGUUCAAGAGAUGGAAAGGAAGAGAGAAGGGUCGGAGAUCAGAAGCAAUCAGUUGGUGCCAUUUUUAGAUAUGCUGAUUGGGUUGAUGUUUUGCUUAUGUUUUUGGGCACAAUUGGAGCAAUUGGAGAUGGAAUGUCCACCAACUGUUUGCUGGUUUUUGCUAGCAGUCUUAUGAACAGUUUGGGGAAUGGUAAAGUCCAUGACAACUUCAUGGAUAAUGUGGAGAAGUGCAGCUUAUACUUUGUUUACUUGGGGCUUGCUGUGAUGAUCGUGGCUUUUAUGGAAGGGUAUUGUUGGAGUAAAACCAGCGAGAGACAAGUAAUGAAAAUUCGACAUAAAUAUUUGGAAGCAGUACUGAGACAAGAAGUAGGGUUUUUUGAUUCACAAGAAGCAACUACAUCAGAGGUUGUCAACAGUAUAUCAAAAGACACCUCUCUCUUACAAGAAGUUCUAAGCGAAAAGGUCCCAUUAUUUGUUAUGAACUCAUCGGUGUUCUUUUCGGGGCUGGCUUUCUCGACCUACUUUUCUUGGAGAUUAGCAAUAGUAGUGUUUCCAACACUAUUAUUACUGGUAAUUCCAGGAGUAACGUACGGCAAAUAUUUGGUAUAUUUAACAAACAAGAGGCGUGAGGAGUAUGGGAAAGCAAACGCCAUAGUUGAACAAGCGCUAAGCUCCAUAAAAACCAUAUAUUCAUUCACAGCUGAGAAGAGGGUUUUGGAGAAUUAUAGAACCAUCUUGGAUAGAACAACGAGGUUGGGGAUAAAGCAAGGCAUUGCUAAAGGGUUGGCUGUGGGCUGCUCGGGGCUGGCAUUUGCUAUAUGGGCUUUGAUUGCUUGGUAUGGCAGCCGUUUGGUGAUGUAUAAAGGCGAAAGUGGUGGCAAAAUCUAUGCUGCUGGCAUCUCCUUCAUUUUGGCUGGCUUGUCGCUGGGAGUGGCACUUCCGGAUUUGAAGCACUUGACAGAGGCCUCAGUGGCAGCAUCGCGAAUAUUUGAGAGGAUCGAUCGGAUUCCAUUGAUUGAUGGAGAAGACACAAAAGGCCUUGUUCUUCAAAGUCUCCAAGGCCAAAUUGAAUUCGAUCGCAUCACAUUUGCAUAUCCCUCACGCCCCGAUUCAUUCGUCCUCAAGGAUUUCAAUCUCAAAGUCGAUGCUGGAAAAACCGUCGCCCUCGUCGGCGCCAGUGGGAGCGGCAAGUCCACCGCCAUUGCUUUGUUGCAACGUUUUUAUGAUGCGGAUGAUGGAGUUUUGAAGAUCGAUGGCGUCGAUAUCAAGACAUUGCAGCUUAAAUGGAUUAGAGGGAAAAUGGGUCUCGUCAGUCAGGAGCAUGCUCUGUUUGGAACUUCGAUUAAGGAGAACAUUUUGUUUGGGAAGCUCGACGCCUCCAUGGACGAGAUUAUGGGUGCAGCCAUGGCGGCCAAUGCUCAUAAUUUCAUUACCCAGCUUCCUGAAGGGUACGAGACGAAGGUUGGGGAAAGAGGGGCUUUUCUAUCUGGUGGACAAAAGCAGAGAAUCGCCAUAGCUAGGGCAAUCGUUAAGAAUCCUGCCAUUCUCCUGCUUGAUGAAGCUACCAGUGCUCUUGAUUCUGAAUCAGAAGCAUUGGUCCAAAAUGCGCUCGAUCAAGCUUCUCUGGGAAGAACCACUCUGGUAGUUGCACAUAAGCUAUCUACAAUCAGAAAUGCAGACCUUAUAGCUGUUGUAAGUGGUGGCUGUGUAGUUGAAAUUGGUUCCCACGAUGAUCUUAUCAACCGAAAAGUUGGUCACUAUGCAAAACUAGUGAAAUUGCAGCGACUAACAAGCUAUGAUGAUGUUGAACAAAACAUAGAAAUACAUACCUCUUCGGUUGGAAGAAGCAGUGCAAAAUCAAGCCCAGCAGUCUUUGCAAUAUCACCACUGCCUAUGGAGACCCCUCAAUCAACUUCUCCUAAGCCACCUUCCUUUAUUCGUCUCUUAUCUUUAAACUCUCCAGAAUGGAAGCAAGCGCUAACUGGAAGCUUCUCAGCUAUAGCUUUUGGGGCAGUGCAGCCUAUAUAUGCACUCACCAUUGGAGGUAUGAUAUCAGCUUUCUUUGCUCCAAGCCAUUACGAAAUGCAAGUUCGAAUCAGGACGUACUCGUUGAUUUUCUGUUCAUUCACUCUGAUAUCCAUCAUUUUGAACCUUGUUCAACAUUAUAAUUUCGCGUAUAUGGGCGAGCAUUUGACGAAAAGAAUUCGACUGAGGACACUUGAAAAGAUCUUGACAUUUGAAACAGCUUGGUUUGAUAAGGAGCAAAAUUCUAGUGGAGCUCUGUGUUCAAGAUUGAGCAAUGAGGCUUCCUUGGUCAAGUCUCUUGUAGCUGACAGAGUUUCUCUAUUAGUUCAAACCACUUCAGCUGUGACCAUAGCAAUGAUCCUUGGUCUAGCAGUGGCCUGGAAGCUCGCCCUUGUUAUGAUAGCCGUCCAGCCACUCACAAUUCUCUGCUUUUACACACGGAAAGUCCUCCUCUCAACCAUUUCCACAAACUUCAUCAAGGCACAGAAUCAAAGCACACAAAUAGCUGUAGAAGCAGUGUAUAAUCAUAGAAUAGUAACAUCCUUCAGCAGCAUUGGGAAAGUCCUUGAAAUCUUCGACAAAGCACAGGAGGCACCAAGAAAGGAAGCUAGAAAGAAAUCAUGGUUUGCAGGGAUUGGCAUGGGGUCUGCUCAAUGCCUAACAUUCAUGUCAUGGGCAUUGGAUUUCUGGUUUGGUGGAACACUCGUGGAGAAAGGUCAAAUAUCUGCAGGGGAUGUGUUCAAAACUUUCUUUAUCUUAGUAAGCACCGGCAAGGUCAUUGCCGAGGCUGGCAGCAUGACAACACAUUUAGCCAAGGGCUCAGCAGCUGUUGCCUCAGUGUUCGAGAUUCUCGACCGAAAAUCACUCAUUUCUGAUCCAUCAAAGGAAGGGAGAGGGAGGAAGUUGGAAAAGCUAAAAGGGAAUAUAGAGAUGAAGAGAGUGGAUUUUUGGUAUCCAAGCAGGCCAAAUAACAUGGUGCUGCGCCAAUUCAGCUUGGAAGUGAAGGCAGGGACGAGCGUUGGGCUAGUUGGGAAAAGUGGGUGUGGAAAAUCAACUGUAAUUGCUCUGAUACUGAGGUUCUAUGAUGUGGGGAAGGGAUGGGUGAAAGUGGACGGUGUGGAUAUCAGAGAAAUGGAUCUUCAAUGGUACAGGAAGCAUGUGGCACUUGUAAGCCAAGAGCCAGUGAUUUAUUCCGGCACCAUACGCGACAACAUCCUCUUUGGAAAGCUCGACGCUUCUGAGAAUGAGGUUGUGGAGGCCGCCAGAGCCGCCAAUGCCCAUGAGUUUAUCUCGUCAUUGAAAGAUGGUUACGAGACAGAAUGUGGGGAAAGAGGAGUGCAACUCUCAGGAGGACAGAAGCAGAGACUAGCUAUAGCCAGAGCCAUAAUUCGAAACCCAACAAUUCUGUUGCUGGAUGAAGCAACCAGCGCUCUGGAUGUUCAAUCUGAGCAAGUUGUGCAACAAGCACUGGAUAGAAUUAUGGUAGGAAGGACGACCCUCGUCGUGGCCCACCGCCUGAACACCAUCAAGAAGCUGGAUUCCAUUGCCUUUGUGGCUGAUGGAAAGGUGGUUGAGCAAGGAUCCUAUGCUCAACUCAAUCACCGAAGGGGUGCUUUCUUUAAUCUUGCUAACCUCCAAAUUCACCCCUAACCCUCAACCUCUACAGUUUUAGCUGUGCUUCAAAUUUCUACUUGCUUUGCUUGUGGAACCAGAUCAUUUAGGACUCUGCAUUGGCGUUUUGGUCUUGAGAUAGCCAAAGCUAAGAUGUUGUAUAGUGAUGUACAAUUAGGUUGUAUAGUCUGGAAAUGUAUUGUGUUGUCCAAAUUGCUACUUAGGGGCUCAUACAGUGAGCGAAUUAUAAAUAUUGGUAUGUUGAAGAACUACUACCUGUUUAGCCCAAGUAAAGCAGAUUUUCCAUUUUUGUUAGUGGGUUCUGUACAUGUUUUUGGUGCAGUGUGGUGAGAACAGUGAGCAAAACAAAGAUGGUUUGCUACCUCUAUCAGUUAUGGAAGAGAACAGGGUGGAGCUAUUAGAAUCUUCCCUUCCAGACAUCAAGAUUUU
Cucurbita maxima (winter squash) is the source of this 4464-nucleotide messenger RNA. Its product is annotated as putative ABC transporter B family member 8. Gene Ontology annotation, molecular function: ATP binding; ABC-type transporter activity; ATP hydrolysis activity. Lineage: Eukaryota; Viridiplantae; Streptophyta; Magnoliopsida; Cucurbitales; Cucurbitaceae. Gene Ontology annotation, biological process: transmembrane transport. The record is from RefSeq and is a predicted model, not a curated record. Bases 322 to 4053 code for a protein of 1243 amino acids. The transcript is spliced from 10 exons. Gene Ontology annotation, cellular component: membrane.